Molecule: messenger RNA, 234 nt
Organism: Penicillium angulare
Lineage: Eukaryota; Fungi; Ascomycota; Eurotiomycetes; Eurotiales; Aspergillaceae
Exons: 1
Coding region: 1-234 (77 amino acids)
Source: RefSeq, a predicted model, not a curated record
AUGCGUUCUCGGGGAAGCCACAUCGACUGGUUUAAAGAUUCUAUCGGUGCAACUAUUGCUUUCCCUUCGGGCUCGGUGUGCACAUUGAGCAAACUGAUAAAAAAGCGUGCCUGCUAUGAGAACCAAGAAUCGGAGAAGUGGGGCCUUCGGUCUGAGGCUCGUGGGACGUUCGUCGGCUCUAAGGCAUUCGGCGACGGCCCAUCGAGCGGGCUUAUAAAGAUCCGUUUACAGUGA